Molecule: messenger RNA, 3132 nt
Organism: Symbiodinium natans
Lineage: Eukaryota; Dinophyceae; Suessiales; Symbiodiniaceae
Source: the annotation of a GenBank genome assembly
AUGAACACGAGGCAGACAGGUGACCAGCAGGACUCCUGCCAAGUCUGUGCCACUGUCGGCACUGAUGUCACGGACAGCGUGCGCAAGCUCUUCGAAGUGCGCUGGUCGCCCGAGAUUGUCAACUUUGGUCCCGGCUGUGGGGCGGAGGGGUCAUCAGUAGAUGGCUACUAUGUCCAGUUGCUGGACGAAUGUGGCACGGUGUUGCAGGUGGUGGGCACUGUCACCAGCAUCCAGCAAGAGGACUCUGCACCUACUCAACUGCUGGAAUGUUGCCAUGAUUCCUGGUACAUGCUUGACCUGCAAGACGUGCUGCUCGGACAGGCUAUGAUGGGCACGGCGGGCAUUGCCGGUAUUGCCAUUGUUCCCUACAAGGGCACCACGAACUACUCUGGGGCGACACUCCCCAUGAUUCAGAUGGGUUCAAGCACUUCAUCCCCGACCGUGGCUUCAACCUCCAGCCCUCUCCUCACGACCGGGGCCCCAACGCAGCCCUCCACUACAGAGGUCCCAGACACAACGACCGAGACAGUUCCCAUCGAGACCGAGAACCCCCAGGCUCGCCAGAAAGAAGCCGCGGCGGCGGCAGUAGAAGCAUUUGAGGAAGUCCGGCGGCAGCAGGCGAACCUGGCCAUCCAGGAGUUGAAGGAGCUGCUGCUCCCCAACGAGACCCUGAAGCUGGGUAGGAAAGUUACCAGCAAAGCAGUGGCAGGCAGCAACCUCACCUUCGCAGUGGUGAACACGUCGAACAUCGUGAACGACACGGAGCUUGAAGGUGAAGGCAACACGUCCGUCCUCGUGCCCGUCGGCUUAUUCCGAGAGCUUGCAAGGAGAGCGGAGGGCAUUGCCAUCUCCUUUGGAAGCCUCCCAAGCGCAACGUGGACCGCCAUGGAGGGCCUGAGCGCAGGUGAGGUGGACGGUCAGCCCGUCAAGCGCCAGCUUCGAGGCCCCCCGAUGAGCCUCUUGUUCUAUGACCUCAACGGCUCGGACCUCGACGUGGACCUGGACGAAGUCGUUGCUGUUGAUGAGGAUGAGCUCCGUCCUCCAAGUGCGGAGCCACUGGUGAUAGGGCUCGACACGGACUCGGGCAUCGUGCCCCAGGCCAGCUGUGUCCGAUGGCACGGGAAGGACUGGUCCUCCGAUGGCGCCAAGUUGAGGCUUGGGGCCUCCGGGCCAGUUUGUGAGGGUCGCCGCACGGGAAUCUUCGCCAUUUCCUGGGCGGUCUUGGCGUGCUCCAACGCGGCGCGCGUCUUCUCGGAGGAGGCGGCGCAGCGGCUCGCACAUGGGGACUGGUGGUUCAACAACGCCGCCAUGCUGGACUACGUGGCCAUCGUGGGGUGUUUCGUGGCCAUGGGCUUGGCCCACAAAGCGGAGAAAGGCCACAGGGAGAUGCUGAAAGAUCCUCAGAAUAUGGAGGUGGUCCAUGCGCUUGAGCAGCAGGAGGAGGGGGUGCGCCAGAAGGCUCGCAAGUUUGUCAGUCAGCGGGGAUGGGGUUCACGUUCACGAAGGCCGAAGAAGGAGAAGCAGAAGGAGAAGAAGAAGAAGCAGCAGGAGGAGAAACACGAGGAGGAAGAGAAGCAUGAGAAGAAGGAGGAGAACCAGAAGAAGGAGGAGGAGAAAGAUGAGAAGAAAGAGGAGGACUCGGAGACGCGACGCACAACCAAGUGUGCCGACAAGCUCAUGGGUUGGUUGGCUCACAAGGCCAUCCAGCUGCACGUGGGUGCCGACCACACGAAGCUGGCCAAAACCGAGCACCACGCCACGCGGCUGCACCACAUCACGGAGGAGACCGCUCGGGUCGUCUACAGAGGAAGCUUCGGAGCCCGAGUGUUGCUCAUCUUCCGGGCGCAGAACCAGUGGUUGGCCUUCCUUUUGCCGCGCUUCGACAUGACCUGCACCUCGGGGACGCAGCGAUGCGCCGCGGUCGCCGCGCGGCUCUUCGGUAGCUGGGCCGUCUCCGCCAUCUUCUAUGAGUCCGGCGCCAGGGAUAAGGACGCAUACGAAGACCUAGCUUGCCCCAGGAAGGACUUCAGGAAUGAUCUGACGGGCUUCGUUGUCAUCACGCUUACGGUAGCCUUGGCGAGUCGAGCCGGCAGCUCCCUUCCUGUGUCGCUGCUCCUGGGAAUAGGCAGAAACAAGCAGAGGAAUCAGCGCAAGAAGUGCCGGAGGGUGCUCUUCUGGGUCUUUGCCGGCAGCUACGUGCUGCUCUGCCAGUACAUCAUCUGCAGCUUCGCUGCCACGGUGGCCGACGAUGACAUCCUUCAGUGGCUCCUGACAAGUUUGCAGAACCUUGUGCUCGAAAUGGUCCUGCUGCCGGCCAUCCCCGCAGUGUUGGUUGCAUCCUACUUGGGCUUUCGCGAGGAGACGGCGCGGACCAAGCAGUUAAAGGCGGCCUGCCCCUGGAUGGACCACUCGAAGAAAAGCGCUCCCUCCCUGGUCGCCGGGCUCCGGCAGCGCGGCCGGGGCGGCGUGGCGGCCAUCCGCGCAGUGCUCCAUCGCUCACGCUUGGGUGGCCCGGCCAGAGCCGCUUCUGCCGAUGAUGCUGGUGGUGAGCGUGGUGGUCAUGGUGAUCAUGGUGAUCAUGGAGGGCAAGGAGGGCAGGGAGGGCAAGCAGGGCAAGAGCCGGCGGCGCUGAGCGCCAUUGUUGUGGAGGUCCCCCCAGAUGUGGUUUUGCCGAAGAUCGCCCAGGUUGCUGAGGAUGCUCCGGAGCUCCAUCACCCAGCUCUCUCGGCCAAGGCGCCGAAGAGGACGCUUCGGAUACCCAAGGCUGCUCGACAGUAUGGGCCUGCGGAAAUGUCGGCAAGCUACGCAGGUAGCACCAGUGGGGAGGUUUCAAUCACCCCGGAGGGCAUCAAGACUCCGGUGGUGGCCCCACUCGAGGUGAAGACCAAGCCUCCAGUGCCCGUGAUAGAGGAGACAGGCCCGCACAGCCAACCGGCAGACAGUCCCGUGUUCGCGCGGAGACGAGCCCAGAUCCCCGGCCGGCCGAUUAAGCUCAGAAGCCCGGCAAAGGUGAUCCCAAAAGGAAGCCAGGAGGGAGCAAGGAGGAGAAGCAGAGUAAGCAGAGCAUCUGCAACAAGGCGCGCUGAGCGAGCCUCACGUGCAGGGCGCCCAUCGGCGCGAGGAAGCCAGUAG